UGCAAUGUACUUUCGUUCAUUGUAAGUACUAACCAUCCAAUCGUGAAGAUGCAAUAAAUUUUGCUCGAGUUUCUAAUUAAUAUUGCAUCUGGUCGUUGUCGACCAUAUUGUUACGAUGAAUACGGUGUUAGCACUCUAUGUAUGGACGGUAAUACAAAUAGGUUUCAUUCUCAUCGUUCGAGCAAAAAUGGCUGUCGAUAUUACAAUUUUCGGGAAGGAUGUCACUUAUAUUGAAGAGGAUCUUCCGCAAUGGAUGAGCGAGACGCAGAAGCUGUACCGAAAUAAAUCGAAAGACUCAAUGCUCGAAUCUGCGCCUAAUCAAUUAUUGAUCGAAAAGUCGUCAGCUGCAGCGAACCUACUAACCAAAAUGUUGAAGUCACUGCCGAAAAAUACGAAUAGCAAUACAGCAAGAUCUCUGGCGAACUGUAUUGACAACGAGGUGGAUCGGAGAAUUUUUUGGAAGAAAAUGAAAUCGAUGAAAUCUGCCGUGGAAAUUGUCAUCGAACGUUUCGAAACAGUUACAACUGGAGAGACAGUCGAUGCUGCAACCGUAGUGAAUGAGAUUGGCAUCGAACUGGGUGAAAUUAUUGUCGGAUUCACUGCGGCAUCAUCGACAUUCAGACACUAUCCGGAAUUAUUAGCUGACACAUUUCUUACGUUAGCAACGGUUUACAAUCAAUUUUACCCGAUUUUUUGGACAUCAAAUCAAUCAUCAAAUGCCAAUGUUACGAAGCUUCCUUGUCUUAUUGCUUCGGCGUUGGAAAAUUAUCGCGACUUCUAUACCGUUUGGCGAAUGAGUCGAAUGCAACCGGAAUAUCUAGAUUACGGAAGGACGAUCUAUCCUGGAUUGAAAUGUACUGCUCAAAUAAUUCAUUUUGAUGAGGUGGUGCAGGAACGGUUCAACCGGAACGGCUACUCCACCGAUUGGUCACGAUUCUGUUGGGCUACGGAUGGAUAUGAAUGUUCAAUAAAUUGCAAGCAAUGUGUCGAAGAUUUUUUGGACGACAAGCAUUACGAAACCAAUUGCUUCAGAGAAUUUCUGCAACACAUUCGGCAUAAAAUUGAACAGUUUUUCCAACCAUCGAUUGAUACGGCAAGAGAAUUGUGCGAGAAAUUUCACCGCAAAUAUUUCCUGCAGCCGAAAUAUCCAACAGGUUUCGGUUGGCUAUUCAUUCGGACACAAUUUUUCCUGAUCUCUGGUAAUCGCUGGUAUUCACACAAAAAUCCAUAUGCACUGAUAGAAGUCAAUGAAACCGAAGUUCUGCGAACACCCACCGUUCCGGAGUGUUCAUCCCGAUUUAUUGAUGGCACAUACACAACGGGAAGAAUUGGGAAAAACACAAGGAUUGGUAUGACGCUAUUCGAGCAGAAGACGAAUGGUGACAAUAGCCUUUUAUUGCGGCAAUCUCUGGCCGUUGAAGGGCUUUUUGAAAGUAAAAAUUCUCAUCACUUUCUGUGUGGAUCUACUAUUUGGAGGGAUGACUUCAGCACCGAUCCUCAAUUCGGCACAACAGUAUCGGCAGUGAGUUCAGGAACAGAUCCGAGUACAGACGUGGAUCAAGUGUGACGAGGUGAGUAUUCGAGUGUUUAUUUACCGGAUGUAGAUAGAUUUGGUUGUAGCAUUUUGAGUAUCAAGGAUUGCGUAACUUACACUAUUAUGAAAUGAAUUUCACAUUUAGUUUGAACUUGAUAUGACCUAAUGAAGACCAUCGUUUGAUAGAUGUUGAGCGAAUCAUUCGAAACAAAAAAUUUUUUUUUUGCUAAUUCUAGUAGUGACUUGCGUCACAUCGACUAUGCUACCACACGGGACAAAUGUUUGUUGUUGCACUUGUCACAUUGUGUUCCGCAAGGUUAAUUGGUUAAAUUGUGUGCAAUAUUUGAAGCAUUUAUUUAUAAAUUGUUUGUUUAUGAUGGUGAACGCGGAAAUCUAUUCAAAUAAAUUAGUCCGAGUGGA
This is a messenger RNA of Bradysia coprophila, 1954 nucleotides long. RefSeq lists its product as uncharacterized. Lineage: Eukaryota; Metazoa; Arthropoda; Insecta; Diptera; Sciaridae. The record is from RefSeq and is a predicted model, not a curated record.